Molecule: messenger RNA, 7775 nt
Organism: Chiloscyllium plagiosum (whitespotted bambooshark)
Lineage: Eukaryota; Metazoa; Chordata; Chondrichthyes; Orectolobiformes; Hemiscylliidae
Source: RefSeq, a predicted model, not a curated record
AUGUGGUCUUGGCUUAAACCACUAAAAGGAAUACAGGAACUACAUCCCUCAGAGCAGGUAGAACAACACCUGGACUCUGUUUCUGACACCAAACAAAAUCUGGAAUCUGAGCUUCAGUCUCAAGACAAAGUGCAUGAACAUGUGGAACAGUACACUGAUGACAAAGCACUAGAGGAUGAAUAUGAUGAUGGUGCCCUGCAUCAUAUCCUGAGGCUACGGAAUGCACUUGGCUGGCCUACAGAAUUACCAAGCCAUGGACCACGAUUAAAGAAGCAUGCAGAUCAAAACAUUAAGGAUGCCACAAUUCCAGCGAAUGACCGAGGAGACUUUCUGUACUGUCUAUUAAGAGCUCAGGAUGACCCAAAAGCUCGUUAUAAUCCGUAUGAUCUGCAAGUUGUUUCUGCAACCAGAGCCAAAUCGUACAAACAAUACUGGACAAUUAGUGCAUCCUACGUAUCCAAGAUUACUUCUGUGUAUGAAAAAGGUGGAAUAGAAAGCAUCCCUGUAAUGGAGUGGUUGGUUGAAAGGUGUUAUUUCUACAGGAUCUAUCAACUGCCUGUCUUCCUAAAUUUCAGAUGUUGGAAAGCUUUUAAUGUUUGGAAAGUCAAUAUCCGUAACUUAAAGAUCAGCAAUAGCAGGAUGAUUAUGACAAAGCAACUGUUUCUCGCCGAUGAAAUCUUUCGACGUUGUCUGUAUUAUAUCCGUGCCGUAUGUGAAAACGCCAGUUCGAGCAAUGGAGGUCUGGGAACUGGUGAAGAUGCUAUUGUCUUUGUGAAGUUGGAUGGAACGAAUACCUAUUCAUGUGAGGAGUUUGCUGAAAUCCAAUCUGAACAGUGUAACUAUGCGCUGAAGAAGCUUUGUGAACUCAGAUACAAAAUCAUUCAAUCCGUCAAAGAGGCCUGUCUGGAGAAAGCCAAAAUGGAAGGAUUUGGGAAUGUAUUCCGAGCAGACCCCGGUGAUUCCAUUGAAAGGCCUGUAUUGACUGAAAUUAUAGAGUCCAGACCACUCCUUACACUAUUCUUCAAGUUCCUGAAGCUCGUGGACUACCUGUUCCAGGAGCUGGUCUGUCGCCUGGUUAAAACUGCUGUUCAACUAUUAUUGGAUGCCUUGACUGAUUCAUAUAUGAGGACCUCAACAGAUGAGAGAAGGAAUGAGGAAUUGCUGAGCACACUGCCAACCCAUACAAGAGCCUACCUGGGCAAGCGCCUGCGCGCCAUGCAGGGUUCUAAAGGUCUUAGCAAUCUCGAGGACUUGGGCGCCAUUGAAAAACAGUCCGUCAUUGCCAGUGGAAUGGAUGUAGACCAGGUAAUCAAAGACUUUGAAAAACACACAAAGAAGAAAAUGGCACCGGUGUUCAUUGUAAAUAUGAUCCUUGACAUUCCAUCGAAACAUGAAAUGCCUUAUCAAAGCAGUACAAAAUCUAAAUGUCGAUCCAUUAAUCGAGUGUGCAAGCCUGAUAAAAAUGAGACUUUAGAACAGUCACGGAUUUCUGAAGAUUCAAGGGAAUUGGAGUGUACGUUGGAUCCAACAGAAAGUGACAUUGAAAUUGAAGACAAUGUAGAUGACAGUUAUAGGUCAGAAUACAAGAAACCUGUACAAUUUACAUUGUCCCCCACCUCAGAAGAUUUGUGGUUUCACAUACAAAGCAUAAUCGGAAAACUGGAAUAUACUGUUGGCAAGCUGAUUGCCUUCAUCGAUGAGCCUCGUUUGUCCAUGUUUAACUCCCAAUCUCUGUAUGAACUAAAACUCUCUGAUGAGAGAGAACUGGAAACAAAGCGGUCCAAGAAAAAGAAGCUGUUGCUCAAUCCUGACAGACUGUUUGGGCAAGAUCCACACUACCAGAACCAACUUGUUGAAUUGAAUAACUUGAUAAAUGCGGCCUUGGUGCAUGUGAGAACGUACAGUCAAAGCUUUGACCGUUUCUGUAUCAUGGUGGAGCAAGCUAUGGAGUUGGACUUUGAGACUUCUGUGAAGCAGCAUGACUGGACUCCACAGGAAUUCAGGAUCAUGUUGCAGGUGUACAAUGAGCACAUAAUGGAUAUGAGAAACAUGACCGUGGAGAGACGUGUGCGCAUGAUAAAGGUGUUAAGCCGACAGUUCCAGGCAGACUGCCUGCCCUAUCCCGAAGCAGUGGUCAAUGCAUUGCAAACCCAUAUGAUAAAUUAUGCUCACAAGAAGAAUCUUGGGCUGAUGGCUGUCAUUGCAGAUGCUAUCCAAAGACUUGAUAAGGAACCAGACACUAUUGAUUUGUUUGGGGAGCACCUGAUGUUCUUGUCUCACAUCGGGGCAGAUAUGCCCAUGUUGGAGAGAGAGUUUGCAGCUGUGACUCAAUUUUAUGCCAUUGCCAAAGAGUUUAGUGUCCCUGUCCCUCCUGAGGAACUGGCUCUCUACCAAAUCUUGAUACCCAGUUUCCAGAACUUAAAAUCCAGUGUACUCUACUCUGAGGCCAUGAAAGACAGGAACAUCAUCAAGUUCCAAGCUAAUCUGGAGGAUGACAUCAGUAACCUUUACUAUGAAUUGCUACAAGUGAAAUAUAAGGUAAGAAAUCCCACACUUCUCCAGUCAGAGACAUCUCCACAAAAAGCUCUAGAAGACAUUAAUGCCUUGAUGGUUGAAAUCUCAACAAUAGCCAAUAAGGCACGAAGCUACAGCAACUAUCAAGAUCGUUUCUGCACAAUGGACAACACAGGCACCCCCACUGCCAGCAGUAUUCACACCUUACAGAAGUGUGGAGGGAAGAGCACUCAGGCUCUGAAUGUGCUGCUGUCUGAAACUGAGUAUGAGUUAAUGUUGAGGAAACUGCUGUGGGAGUCGAAGGGUGAAUGGGAGAAGCUGUACUCACAUUGGACUGACACAUUGUUUAAUGAACUGAAUGUGGACACAAUUCAAAAGGAUGUCAACAGGUUCACACAGACAAUCUACAUGUUGGAAAAAGGAUUGCCAGCGAAUGAUAUCGUUCCUCUUCAGAAACAGGCUGUCUUUGACUUUAAAGAGACACUCCCGGUCAUUGUGGCAUUGAGGAACCCCUAUCUGGAAUCACAGCAUUGGGAAGCCAUUGAAUACACCAUUGGUCGAUCAAUCAAGGACAGAAACCUCACUCUGGACAACCUCACUAAGCUGAGGAUAUUCCAGCGAAAGGAAGCAAUUGUUAACAUCUCUGCUCUAGCUAGUAAUGAAGCCACUCUCAAAGGCAUGCUGGAGAAGGUCAGCAGCCUAUGGAAACACACCAGCUUCAAGCUGGUGACUCAUCAGGUGGACACUUACACUGUAUUAAUCAUUGGGUCAACGGAGGAGAUUGUCGCUCAGCUGGAGGACAGUUUAAUCACCAUUUCCACCAUUAAGGGUUCACGUUAUGUGGAACCAAUCAAGAAAGAGGUGAAUGAAUGGGACCGAAAACUUAAUAUUAUGGCACAUACACUGGAAGAACUGAUGACCUGUCAGCGGAACUGGCUGUACCUGACUCCCAUUUUCCAAGCUCCUGAUAUUCAAAGGCAACUGGCUACAGAAACCAAACUGUUUGGCCACAUUGAUGCUGCAUGGAAUGAGAUGAUCAUUAGAAUUCAGAAUAACUCGAAUAUUCUGAAGACAACCACCACAUCAGGGGUCCUUGAGCUUUUACAGACCACCAAUGCCAACUUGGAAAAGAUACUGAAAUGUCUUGAGGAUUACUUGGAAGCCAAAAGGCUCGCUUUCCCACGUUUUUAUUUCCUUAGCAACAGUGAACUGCUGGAUAUCCUGUCUCAAAGCAAAAACCCUGAGGCUAUACGGCCCCAUUUGGCCAAAUGUUUUGAAAAUAUCAGAUCUCUGGAGAUUGUGAAGCAAGCGACCAGACCUCCCACUGUGGUAAUGAUCAAGUCUGCAGAAAAUGAGAAUCUUCCCAUGCCAAGGAAUGUUCGGAUUAGGGGACCCAUUGAACAAUGGCUGGGAAAUGUGGAAAGUUCCAUGUUUGAGUCUGUGAAAAAGCAUCUCCGGAUGGGAAUACAGGACUGGAAGAUAACACAAUUCAAAGAGUGGGUGCUGUGUCAUCCAGGACAGGUUGUUGUCACUGUGAGUCAGAUAAUGUUCAAUCGGAAAUGUAAGAAGUGUUUCAAUGGACCCAGACCGCACAGCCAAUUGCAGAAUACCCGUCUGGUGCUGAUAAGUAGGCUGGAUGUAUUGGCAGAGCUCAUGUCUACACCACUGCGGGCUUUCCAGGAAACAGUGCUCGAGACUCUCCUGACCAUCAUUGUGCACUGUCGCGAUGUGCUGAGUGAGCUCAUUGCCAAGAAGAUCGUCAGAGAAGACGACUUUGAAUGGAUCAGGCAGCUGCGCUAUGAGUGGAACAUGCAGAACAACACUUGCUAUGUGGUCCAGGGCAACAGCUCCUUCACCUAUGGCUAUGAGUAUCUCGGCUGCUCGCGCCGAUUAGUAAUCACGCCACUCACUGACCGCUGCUGGCUAACUCUGACCGGAGCCCUGCACCUGAACCUUGGAGGCUCGCCUGCGGGACCAACAGGAACUGGCAAAACAGCAACUGUGAAAGACCUUGCCAAAGCUCUGGGAAAGCACUGUGUUGUCUUCAACUGCUCUGAAAGUCUGGAUUACAAGAUGAUGGGGAAAUUGUUCUCUGGAAUGGCUCAGUCUGGAGCAUGGUUCUGCUUUGAUGAGUUUAAUCGGAUUGACCUGGAAGUGCUGUCUGUGACCGCCUCACAAAUCCUCACCAUUAAGGCAGCCAAAGACAGUGAAGCUAUGAGAUUUGUGUUUGAAGGCAGAGAAAUCCGAUUAAAUAAGUCCUGCAGUUUCUUCGCAACUAUGAACCCUGGAUACGAAGGACGAGUUGAACUCCCGGACAACCUGAAAUCCUUAUUCCGCCCAGUGGCAAUGAUGGUGCCUGAUUACGAGCUAAUUGCAGAAAUCAUGCUGUUUUCUGAGGGCUUUAAAUCAGCCAAGUCCCUCUCAGGAAAGAUUGUUAAUGUAUAUCAGCUGGCCAGCAAGCAGUUAUCCCAACAGGACCACUAUGACUUUGGACUGAGGUCCAUAAAGUCUGUGUUAGUGAUGGCAGGACAGAGGAAGCGAGCCGCUGAGAUUCAAAAUCCUGAGAUGCCCAUGAGCCAGGUUGAUGAAUCACACAUUCUCAUCCACGCUCUGAAGGAUGCGAAUCUCCCCAAGUUCCUGGCUGAAGAUGUCCCCUUGUUUGAAAGCAUUCUAGAUGAUCUCUUCCCAGGACUGACUUCACCCAAAGAAGAAACUCUCUCACUGCAGAAAGCAAUAGCCAUGGCAACUGCGGAGCUGGGAUUUCAGCCCUGGCCAAGCCAAGUGGAGAAGGUCAUCCAACUGUACAGCCAGAUUUUGGUGCACCCUGGAGUGAUGCUGGUAGGUCCCUCAUGUGGAGGAAAGACAACAGCCAGAAAUAUCCUACAGAAAGCCUUGAUCAUUUUACCGAGCAUUGCUGCAGACGCUGACAGCACAUCAUACUUGAGCCCCGUGGCUAAGAGAGGCAAAUUAGAAACCUUCACCAUCAAUCCCAAGUGCAUCACUCUUGGGGAGUUGUAUGGGCAUGUGGACCCACACACAAUGGACUGGUCUGAUGGCUUGCUGGCUCAGGCAAUGAGGAGGUUUGCAAAUGACUUGCACAAGGAGUAUGACAACAAUUUGGAGAUGAAGAUGCUUUCAACUGCUAUCGUGAAUGUUGACAGAAAAUGGAUUGAUUUCCAAGAUCAUAAGAGGCUAGAAACUGAAGAUGUUACAGCCAUGUCCAGCUGGCGAUGGAUAAUCAUGGAUGGCCCAGUAGACACGGUGUGGGUGGAAAACCUCAACACAGUACUGGAUGACACCCGGACUCUUUGCUUGUCCAAUGGGGAACGCAUCAGAUUGCCACGAGGCAUGAGGCUCCUCUUUGAAGUGGACAGCCUUUCCCAAGCUAGCCCUGCCACAAUCAGCAGAUGUGCCAUGGUUUACAUGGACCCAGUCGAUCUUGGUUGGCGGCCUUAUGUUAGUACCUGGCUAGAAAGGCUCCCAGAGGAGUUACCUGGCAAGGCGAAGGAAUACCUCCAGACACUCUUUGACAAAAGCAUUACAGCAGGCCUGCAAUUUGUAAGAAGCCAUCGAAAGUUGCAGCAAUUUGCUGUCACAGACCUGGGGAUUGUGAUGACUCUUUGCCACCUAUUACAAUCUUUUCUGGAUUUCAUGAGCAGGAAUGGUGGCUUUGGAGUCAGUGAUAGCACUGCACCCAAUGAAGAAACCAAGGGAACAGAUGGGCUUUCAAAACAGGAUGUGGAAGGCAGCUCAGGAACCAGGUCUGACAAGUGGUUUUUAGAGAAGAAUCCCAACAAGCUGCCUGGCCUCCUGGCCAAACUCUACACGUUCUGUUUUACUUGGGCGGUUGGCGGCUGCUUGAAACGUGAGGACGAUUACGAGGAAGAAGCUCUCAUUGGCUUCAGUGACAGGAGCAAGGAAGAUGAGGCCAUCAAAGUCACGCUGGACUUCAACACUUUGGUCCAAAACCUGUUCACAGGACAAAGCCCACUCUCGGUUACGUUUCCACCCGGAAAUGCGACUGUCUUUGGAUAUUUUGUGGACAUGCAAACCGGACAAUUUGUAUCCUGGGACGCAUUGGUUCCAUCCACACAGGAGCUUAUUUCGAAAGGGGUGCAGUUAUCAAGUCUUGCUGAAGCAAUCAUGACCGGAGCUCCCAAAUCAAGACGACCCAAUCAGGAAAAUCUCGUGUGUACGGUUGACACUGUGCGGUACUCCUUUAUAACCAGCCUGCUGCUCCUCAACAAAUGCCCUGUGCUGCUUACAGGUGAAUCUGGGGUUGGGAAAUCUGCUAUCAUUGAGGAAAUGCUUUCAAAGCUUCAGAAACCCAGAGGUUCACUGAUCCAAAAAAAGACUAUCCUUGGGAACAUCUUCCUUUACAACGAGAUGAAGCAUGAGAGUGGCCAGCGAGUGGAGUUCUUGAGGAGAUACAGUGUUCCUGCUGACAGCAAGGCCGGCAGAAACAUCAAGGAGGUGCUGGUAACAACCAUGUUGUUCAGCACUCAUACUACAUCAGCUCAAACCCAGACACAGAUCCUCAAACAACUGGUGAAGAAAAGCAGAAAUCGCCGGAUUCCACCAAAGAACAAGAAGGUGAUUGUGUUUCUGGAUGACCUGAACAUGCCAGCUAUUGAACAAUACGGAGCACAGCCUCCACUCGAACUGAUCCGCCAAUUCCUGGAUCUCGGAGGUUUCUUCGAUAUUAAGAAGCUCAAAUGGUUGCGUGUGGAAGAUGUGACUCUGGUCGCUGCAUGUGCUCCCCCGAGUGGUGCUCGCACUGAACUCAGCCAAAGGCUUCUCAAACACUUCAGCAUCUUCACCCUGCCCCAGCCUUCCACCAACUCACUGCAACACAUUUUCCAGGUACAAGUUGGAUGUCACCUGGAAAGCCAAAACUUCCUGCCAGUGGUGCAGAAGUGCCGAGAGCUGUUAGUGACUGCUGCCAUUGCUAUUUACUAUAAGAUGUGCCGUCAAAUGCUGCCCACUCCAGUCAAACCCCACUAUACAUUCAACAUGAGAGACCUGGCUAAGGUAGUCCAGGGCCUGCUGCAGGCUCAUGAAUCUGAAAUUGCUUCCAGAGAAAAGACAAUCAUUCUGUUUGCACACGAAGUGAGCAGGGUUUUCCAUGAUCGACUUAGUGACAAAAAAGACAGGCAGAUGUUUUAUACUUUCCUCUCAGACGAUCUCCACAACUACUUCAAGGAACCAUCCAAGAGUCUGUAGGAGUUUGGAAGAUGACCUCCACCUUAUCUACUUUCUCU